AAUCACAGAAGCUAAAAAGCACGAAUAAUAGUUGAGAUCUGCCACAAUAAAAGAAAAGCUGUUCAAGGCUAAGCGUGUUCCUCGUUCUCUCCCUCGAACACAACGAGGUUGCAACUCAAACACUGUACCAUGAAAUCUCUCAUUUUCAUCCUCACACUGCUCAUCAUCGCUGUUUUCUCACAAGCAGCAACCCCAUUAAUCACUCUAUCUCAAUCUCAAUCUCAACCUGAAGCGAAUGAAUCUUUCAAGGUCAACCAAACCAAGUCACAGAACCAGGCUAGUUCCUGUAGCUACACGGUGACCAUCAAAACAAGUUGCAGUUCUCCCUCUUACACCAGAGAUCAGAUUAGUCUUGCAUUUGGUGAUGCUUAUGGCUAUCAGGUUUAUGUGCCGAGGUUAGAUGAUCCUCGUUCAGGAACAUUCGAGCGGUGCUCUACGGAUACAUUUCAGAUACACGGCCCGUGUACGUAUCAAACAUGCUAUCUGUAUCUAUACAGGAAUGGAUACGAUGGUUGGAUUCCAGAGAAAGUGACCGUGAACAGCUAUGGCUACAAACCUGUUACGUUUUACUACAAUACUUACAUACCUAAUGGUAUUUGGUAUGGCUUUGACAACUGUCGCGGUUAUUUGCCUUCUACUGCAGCAGAAUAGUGAACUGUAGUGUUACUUUUUCAUCACUAUGAAAUAAUUAGAGGUCCAUGAACCCUGGUGUUCUUCUGGGUUCAGUAUAGUGGACUUUCUGUUCACCCUUUUGGAGUGUGUUUCAUGUAUGAACUUGCACUUUUCUGGUUAUUACCAUCUGGUAUUUAAAUUCCAUAGACUUUUUGGUUUUUGCAUGGAUCAA
Vigna unguiculata (cowpea) is the source of this 844-nucleotide messenger RNA. RefSeq names its product embryo-specific protein ATS3B-like. Lineage: Eukaryota; Viridiplantae; Streptophyta; Magnoliopsida; Fabales; Fabaceae. The record is from RefSeq and is a predicted model, not a curated record. Gene Ontology annotation, molecular function: protein binding.